UCAUCAAAAGGGGUCAGGAAAAUGCAGUGCUGUAGGCACGCGCGCGCCAAUGUGUGUCAGUUAAACGGUUCCUUUGAAUAAGUAUUGAGAGAAUUGCACGCUUCUAAACGGGCUGGAGAAAAGCACCGUAUGGUUGGACACGUUUUGUCUCUUAGUUUGUGAAUUUGAAGCGGUCAUGUGUCAAGUUGAAGAAGACUAUAAUGGUCUGGAGUGUAACCAGGAGAAGAUACCUGUGCCGACGCUUAACAGGAAGUGUAUGAAAUGUAAGGAGGGAACUGCUGUGCUCAUCAUUCGGGUCAAUGAUGCAUUUUGCCGGUCGUGCUUUAAGGAGUACUUCAUACACAAGUUUCGGGCCAUGCUGGGAAAGAAUCGUGUCAUCUUUCCCCAGGAGAAGGUUCUUCUUGCUGUUUCUGGUGGCGCAGCCUCUUGCUCGAUGCUCUCACAAGUUCAAGAGGGGCUGAGUCGGGAGGCUCCCAAAAAGUUCAGAUUUGUGCCUGGAAUCAUAUACAUUGACGAUGGCGGAGCUUGUGGCCGAAGUGCAGAGGAGCGGCAGAGGUCUAAUGCUCUGCUGAAGAGCAUCUUCACAGAGACUGGCUUCACUUACUUUAUAGUUUCUCUAGAGCAGGUUUUCAGUCUGCCUACCUCUGUACUGGUGCCUGGCACAUCUGAUCCAGACCCAUCCAAUCCCAGCUAUAAACAAGCCGUGGAUCAGUAUAUCAAAGAGAAACAGACACUCACAGAAGAGAAUGUAGCCAGUGCUGUGGCUCAGCUCAGUAUAGCAGACUCUGCAUAUUCUCCCGAACGCAAGCUGGCAUUAGAGAGGCUGUUCUCAUCAAUGAAGACACUCACAGCCAAAGAGGAUAUGCUACAGACCUUAAGUCAGUUAUCAAGCACACUCUCUACCCACGAUAAAGCCAGCAUCCAGCGACUGACGGAGAGUUUCGUCACCAACCUACAGUCUGACUUCCCCUCCACUGUUAGCACUAUCUACAGUGAGAAACUUCAUACGGUAAUGCCCCCUCAAAGUCAAACCGCUGAACCUGCCUCCAAAUGCCUGCUGUGUCACUGUACUCUCGACACUAAAACCCACGAUAAAGCCAGCAUCCAGCGACUGACGGAGAGUUUCGUCACCAACCUACAGUCUGACUUCCCCUCCACUGUUAGCACUAUCUACAGAACUAGUGAGAAACUUCAUACGGUAAUACCCCCUCAAAGUCAAACCGCUGAACCUGCCUCCAAAUGCCUGCUGUGUCUCUGUACUCUCGACACUAAAGUAGAUAAAGCUUCUGCCUUCCAUGCUACUUUGGUAUCUGAGCAGCUGUCCCAGAUUAAACUUCAGGACUCGUCUCUAGAUGCACCAGCACAGUCUGCAGAGCAGUGCUGCACAGAGGGUCAGGGUUGUGGGCCUGGAGGCUGCUGUUCCUCAAACAGGUUGCCUUCACAUCAGGACUUGAAGAUGCUCUUGUGUUACAGCUGUAGACUCACUAUCAAGGAUAUGGUUGCAACAAACACUCUUCCACCUUACAUCAUAACAGAGGCAGAAAAACGACAGAAAAGAUCACGGAUGAAGAUGGAAAUCAGCGAGUACCUUUUGGAGGACGAUGAGGAAGAUGGAGACUAGCAGACAUUUGGUUCAGACAAAGUGAUUAACAACUUUCUCUAUAGGACUGUAUCUAGGGUUAGCCUUGCUAAUGCAUGGUUUCACCCUAUUCAAAACCAAAUCGUAAAAGUAUUCCAUAGUAAUUAUUUCAUUUGCAAGUCAAUAAAAAGUCAUUUGUGAA
Sinocyclocheilus grahami is the source of this 1781-nucleotide messenger RNA. RefSeq names its product cytoplasmic tRNA 2-thiolation protein 2-like. The coding region runs from base 176 to 1621 and encodes 481 amino acids. Gene Ontology annotation, biological process: tRNA wobble position uridine thiolation. Gene Ontology annotation, molecular function: sulfurtransferase activity; tRNA binding. Lineage: Eukaryota; Metazoa; Chordata; Actinopteri; Cypriniformes; Cyprinidae. The record is from RefSeq and is a predicted model, not a curated record. The transcript is spliced from 16 exons. Gene Ontology annotation, cellular component: cytosol.